GGGUAUGUUCUUCAACUGCUGGUAUUUUUUUUGAUUUUCUGUGAAUCAGUAGUGCAUUAUGAUCUUCUGAUUAGUAGAUAGAUUCUCUGUAUGUGAUUCUGUUGAUAUUCUUCUGUUUCUUGAAUUUCUUCGUGGAAUUUUUUUUCUAGUUUGAUUGCAAAAUUCUGUUGAUAAUCUGCUGCUAUUUUUUUUUCUUCAAUCAAAUCCUAAAAUCAUCUCAUCUCAUCUAAAUCUUCUUUUUCCUCAAAUCAAAUCCUUCAUCAAACACUUUCAGUUUUAUUUCUUUUAUUCUAAGAAAAUCUCAAUCUCAAAAAAAAUCAGUCAUGACAACUCUACAACCUAAUCAAGAUCCAGCUAGUCCAUUUUAUUUGCAUCCAACAGAUAACACUGCAAGUCAGUUAGUCUCAGUGAAAUUUAAAGGAGAAGGCUAUGGUGAUUGGAGGAGAAGUAUGAUGAUCUCUAUGUCAUCAAAGAACAAGCUAGGUUUUGUGAAUGGAACACUAGCUAAACCUGAUGUAACAGCUGACACUUAUCAGGCUUGGAUGAGAUGCAAUGACAUGAUGAUUUCAUGGAUACUGUUUAAUCUGGACACAAACAUUGCCAAAAGUGUGUUAUACUUUAACACAGCUAGAGAGAUUUGGCUAGACCUGGAAGAAAGAUUUGGAUACGUUUCUGGUCCACAGUUGUUUUCUCUUGAACAACAAGCUGCAGAAAUCACACAAGGAGGACAGAACAUUGCUGAAUUUUUCACAGAGAUUAAGUCUAUUUGGGACAAGAUAAGUGCUGCUAAUCCUCUGCCAUCAUGUACUUGCAACCAAUGUACAUGUAACUUGACUCAAAAGAUCUUCAAGAUGCAGCAAGACCAAAGGCUGAUGCAAUUCUUAAUGAAAUUAGGGGAACAUUUAAGCACUGCAAGGGGAAAUUUGUUGAUGAUGCAACCUUUGCCCACCAUCACUCAUGCUUAUAGGAUGUUGGCUCAAGAAGAAAGACAAAGAGAGAUCAGUGCUCCCAUGCAACAUACAGAGAAUCAUGAUUUCAUAGCAGAUAGAAGGAGGUAUAAUGACUUACAAGGAAGAAACAAUCCUUACAAAACUGGAUACAAGAACACUUAUCAGUAUGGUGGAAACAGAACUGGAUACAAGAAACCAUUUACAUAUUAUUGUGAUCAUUGCAAGGUCAAUGGACAUAGUACAGAAAGGUGUUUUAAGUUGCAUGGAUAUCCUCCAGGUUUCACUGGUUUUAAGAGUGACAAAAGAACAGCAGCAGCAGCUUACUUUGAUGAACCAUAUGGGGAUGAUAUGACAGAGUAUCAACCACAGUUCCAAGAAACUGACAGGGAACAACAACCAGGAUUUCUUACAGCUGAUCAGUGCACUCAGUUGUUAAGUUUGUUAACCAAACAACAGAAUGAGAAGAGUUCCACAGAUACACAGAAUGAUGAAGGAGAGGCUUCUGGCCAUGCAUUUAUGGCAGGGCCAUUUAAUGAAAAGGCCACAGGUUCUUGGUAGUGUGAGAUCAGGUCUGUACAGUGUGGACACAAGCAAAGAAGAUCCAGUUGUAACAAGUUCAACACAAUGUCUUUCAGCCACUGCAGAGUCAACAAAUGUGAAGAUAUGGCACCUUAGACUUGGUCAUAUGCCAUUUCUUAAGAUGAAACUUGUAGUGGAUAAUCUAGCUACUACCUGUAAUAAUGACAGUAUAUGUCAGAUAUGUCCAGCUGCAAAGCAACCUAGAAAUUCUUUUCCUGUAAGCAGUAUUAAGACUAAGAGAAGGUUUCAGAUGAUACAUCUGGACACUUGGGGUCCAUAUAAGAAUAAAACUCACAAUGGUUGUACUAUGUUCCUCACUAUAGUGGAUGAUUUUACUAGAACUACAUGGACACACCUUCUGAAAUCAAAGAAUGAUGCUGUAACUGUGAUUGAUUCGUUUCUAAAAAUGGUUGAAACACAGUUUGAUAGCAAGGUACUUUGUGUCAGAUCUGAUAAUGCUUUAGAAUUGUGUGAAGGAGAGAUGAAAAAUUUAUUGCUCAGUAAGGGAAUUCUUCAUCAGACUAGCUGUAGUGGCACUCCACAGCAGAAUGGAGUUGUGGAAAGAAAACACAGGCAUUUGCUAGAAACAGCUAGGGCAUUGCACUUUCAGUCAAAGCUACCAAUACAGUACUGGGGAGAAUGCAUACUAUGUGCCACUUAUUUGAUUAACAGAAUGCCUUUGAAGAGUAUUGACAAUAUGACACCCUAUGAAAAAUUGCAUGGACACAAACCUCCUUAUGCACACUUGAGAGCAUUUGGAUGUCUCUGCUAUGCAUCUACUUCUAAAGUCAACAGAACCAAAUUUGAUAAAAGAGCAACUGCAUGUGUGUUCAUUGGAUAUUCACCUUCACAGAAGGGAUACAAGAUUCUUGAUCCACAGUCCAAGAAAAUAAGCAUUUCCAGGGAUGUUACUUUUUCUGAAACACAUUUUCCCUUUCACCAUCUUCCAGAUUCUCAUUCUGGAACCAACUCUUUACCUCCAUAUAUUUUUCUUCCCAAACACACACCACUUCUUCCUGAUCCAGACCUAAAUUCACCUUUUCUUCCCCACUUACCACAUUCAUCUUCUUCUUCCUCUACUCACCAUAGUGAUUCACCAUCUUCUGCUACUCCCUCUACUUCUACUACUUCUUCUGCUCCUCAUCAAAAUUCACCAUCUUCCACUCCUCUUCACUCAUCUACUUCUUCUUCUUCUUUCCAUUCUCCAAACUUCA
Messenger RNA from Spinacia oleracea (spinach), 2743 nucleotides. RefSeq lists its product as uncharacterized. Bases 324 to 1508 code for a protein of 394 amino acids. The transcript is spliced from 2 exons. The record is from RefSeq and is a predicted model, not a curated record. Lineage: Eukaryota; Viridiplantae; Streptophyta; Magnoliopsida; Caryophyllales; Amaranthaceae.